Messenger RNA from Chinchilla lanigera (long-tailed chinchilla), 4565 nucleotides. It is a transcript of the gene Cnih1, whose product is annotated as cornichon family AMPA receptor auxiliary protein 1. Gene Ontology annotation, biological process: vesicle-mediated transport. The record is from RefSeq and is a predicted model, not a curated record. Lineage: Eukaryota; Metazoa; Chordata; Mammalia; Rodentia; Chinchillidae.
AUUAUAGCAUUUGAUGAGCUGAAGACUGAUUACAAGAAUCCUAUAGACCAGUGUAAUACCCUGAAUCCUCUGGUCCUCCCUGAGUACCUCAUCCACGCCUUCUUCUGUGUCAUGUUCCUCUGUGCGGCAGAGUGGCUCACGCUGGGUCUCAACAUGCCCCUCCUGGCCUACCAUAUUUGGAGGUACAUGAGCAGGCCUGUGAUGAGCGGCCCCGGGCUCUACGACCCCACCACCAUCAUGAACGCAGACAUCCUCGCCUACUGUCAGAAGGAAGGGUGGUGCAAACUGGCUUUUUACCUCCUAGCGUUUUUUUACUACCUAUAUGGCAUGAUCUAUGUUCUGGUGAGCUCGUAGAACAACACACGGAAGAGUUGGUCUGGUCAAGUGCAUGCAGAAGCCACCACACAAAGGGAUUCUGUCCAGCAAGACCCUGUGUCCAAGAGUAGCCUAUGGAAUCUGAUCAGUUACUUUCAAAAAUGACUCCUUAUUUUUUAAAUGUUUCCACAUUUUUUGCUUGUGGAAAGACUGUUUUCAUAUGUUAUACUUGGAUAAAGAAUUUAAGUGGAAUUACGUAUAAAUUAAUAUAAAAUGAUUACCUCUGGUGUUAACCGGUGGAACUUGCACUCCUUAAGGAACAGCCAUAAUCCUUUGAACGAGCGCAUUAAUUCUUGACCGUCCUUAGUCCAUGGGAAGCUUUGGUUUAUGGGCACCUGUAGGGCUCAUUUUGGUUUAUUUUUGGGGGGUACCUGGAAUUGAAUUGAGGACCUCAUGCUUGCCAAGCAGGCGCUGCACCACUGAACUACAUCCCCGGCCCCAUUCUGGUUUAUGGAGAUACCAUCUUAGUAUAAAUUAGCUGUAGAUAAUCAGGUGCUUCUGAUGAAGUGAAAAUGUAUAUCUGACUCAUAGGAAACUUGAUAUGUUUCCUCACUUAUCAUGUAGAUGAUUAUAUCUGGAUAUAUUUACAAAAAUAAGAGUGGGAUCUUCCCCCUUUUAACUUGAAUAUUAUUCCUGUGUAGUGCAUGAAUGAGAUUUCCCUUGUUUCCAUCAGAGUAAUAUACUUGCUUUAAUUCUUAAGCAUAAGUGAACAUGAUAUAAAAAUAUAAGCUGACUUGUGAAGAAUGCAUUUAAAGCUAUUUUAAAUGUGUUUUUAUUUGUAAGACAUUACUUAUUAAGAAUCUGGUUAUAUUAUGCAUACUGUUCGAAUCUGGUGGGAAAGGUAUUCCUAAGACUUUGCAAGUACCUUAGAUUUCAGCACUGAAUGAGAGAAAAUUGCUGUUCCUUUAGUGCAAUACAAUAAAACUCUGAGAUUAAGACUCAUUUUGCAUUGGCUGAAAGAUUACAUGUAGCUGUAUCUCACACUGGUCUAAUCCCCAAUAAAGACAUGGUACUGCGUGUUUUUUUUUAAGAGAAUUAUUACGUUGUGGUCUUAUCGUGCCUAGAUGAAAACAGGAAUUUUAAAUGCCAAGCACCUUACCCUCUGUCACUGGAGAAGACUGGUAACUGUCGAUGGCACAGCGCCAUUAUUUCUCUUACCAGUUAAAAAACAUGGUGGCACGUACAAUGUUUUAUAUUUUGUUUUCCUCUUUGACAGCUGGUUUUAAGGUAAAGUGACAAGUAAAUUUAAGUUUUCACUCGUGCUAGUGAGGUGGGCGCAUUAGGGCGUGCAUGUUUGCUAGGCAUGCUGUGCUUUCUUAGGAGUGAGGGAGUCAAGGUCACUGACAGUAGCGUGAGUGGUUCAGAAGUUUCUUAAGCAGAGGAUCAAAGAAGGACAAUGUAUGCACGUUCCCAUAAUGACCAAGGGAAUUUGUGGAUGUGCUGUGGAAGUCUUAUUUAGGAGUAAUAGUUGUUAUUUUAUUCUUUACAAGUGGAAAAUGCUUUGAAAUGAGACUCCCGCACCUUCGGGAGAGGAGCUAUUCCUGCUGUGGGAUCGGGAGCCUGGGGUGAGUGCUUUGAAGAAGAGGGUGUUGAGCCAGGAGAGGGAGGAGAGUCGAACCAUUUCAUUACAAGGGGCUCGAAAGACCUUGUCCUUUGGAGUGGAGAACGGUGAGGGACCUGAUUGUCCCGCAGCUUGUGCAGUAAAUUAUUUCCUGAGCACUUGCGAGGCGUGCACGUCAUGCUUUGGGUUCACUCAGCUCUAAUGCGUCCCGUUGUAAUUGCAGCUGCUCCCAUUUCUGUUCUCAUUCACAGGUAAUUUUGGUCCUGAGAGACCUGACCUUACCUGCAGCCCACGUUGGUUUCCUGGGCCUGCUGUUUUAAUAAUCCUGUCAGAGCAUUAUCAUGCAUACCUGCUUUAUUAGCAAGUGGUAGUGUGCUGUCUUAAGUCAGCACACGUCCUUUUCAUCUGUUCUAGAAUCUUCUCCAGGGUUAAUUCAAAGUUUAACGGUUUGGAGCCACAUUCUCAUGCUUCUGCAGUUAAUCCCUAGCUGAUUGCUCAGUGCCUCAGUGAUCCUGAUGGGUUCACCAUCUCACUGCUUGGCUGUCAGCUCCUGGCUGUGACAGGGUCAGAAGAUUGGAGAACCCGGAUGCUCUCAUACUGGGUCUGCCCACUCUUGCUUUUCAGUGUUCUGUGAAAUUAGACCGCUUACUGGAAGAAAGCAGAAACAGAACACUCGCAUCAGACCCUGUCUCACUGGCUCUUUUCUUCGCCCUGAAUUUAAUUUGUUCCUCACGUGAAUCUGUCUGGGAUGGCGCUGGCCUGCCUUUUGUUAGCCCUGCAGGUUUGGUCGAGGUGCAGUUACCUGGGUUUCUAGUCUUUCCCAGCUUAUGUAGGCGCUCACAGUGCAGCGACCGCUGUAUGUAAGCGCCUCGUCCUUGUUACGGCAAUGUCAGCACUCCAGCUGAGCCCUCCAGCUCCCAGGAGCAGUUUCCCUCACUGGUGCCUGUCUUCCUGCACCUAGUGUCACACGCUAGUUGUAUCUGUAGCAACAACUCUUUGUUGCUGUGGAUCCUAGAUUCCCCUGAAUUUUGAUCAUUGUAUAAUAACUGUAGUCUGUCUAGCAGUUACUCUGGAGUAAGAAGUCCUGUUAGUUCUGAGGAGAUAGAUGUAGGCAUAGAAGCUAUUGAAUACCCGUAUGUUAAUGUUAAUGGAUGACAUUUGAUGGUUGUUUAGAAUCUGGUUUUAACAUAAAGGGAAGUGUAGGAGGUACCCAGAUAAUCCACUUUGGACAUGUUUGUGUAUCAGUAAAGCAUUUGUGAAGCUUUGCCUAUUAAACCAUGAACUUGGAGACGUACUAAGUCAGUCAGGGUCAGACACCCGGAUCGUGGUUGCUCAGGCAGCACAGUACAUGGUGGCUGGUGGCCUGUGACUUGCUGAAAGCCUGUGCAGUGUUUCUCAGCUUGAGCGCCAUGCAUGCUGAGAGCUGACAUGGGGCUCUUCGCUCCCUAAGCAGCAAAUAUUUUGAAAGUCUGAUAUUGCGUAGAAAGGAAGUAUAGCUGUGUGUGCUUUGAAACUGGCAAAAGUUUCCUUUAUCUAACAUUUUGCCUCCAUAGGGUUCAGAGAAUAUUAUUGUCACAGAGCAAUUGAUGACUUUAAGUAUCUUUCUACCCUCUUGGGUGAGCUUGCAUUUUAGGUGUGGAUGUAUCGUAGCCCUGUGCUGUAUCAGGCCCACAUCAUGAUCUGUACUAAAAGGUGAACAUCCACAAAAGUGCAUCUAAUCCAUUGUAUAAUUGGAAAUCAAAAACUUUGAUGACAAAAAUAUUCUCAAGCAAUGCUCAUUUUAGAAGGGGAAGAAAAAUAUUGGUAACUCUGGAGGCUGAGGCAGGAGGAUCUCUAUGAGUUCAAGGCCAGCCUGGGCUACAUAAGCAAGUUCAAGGCCAGCCUGAACUACAUAGUGAGACCCUACCUCACCGCCCCCUCCCUCAAAAUUGAUGAUCCUAUCUAGUAUUGUUAUGAAAGCACUCACGUUCACACUUUUUGGAAACUAUUGUUAGUCUCAAGCAAUUUCAAGCUCUUUGCUCAAUCCAGUCAUUGAUCUGCAGUUAGACAGCUCUGGUACUAGCAAUAGAGUUUAGGAGGUGGCUCUCUGCUAAUAUUCCAGAGUGGUUCUAUUUCUGAAUACGUUGACUAGCUGUCUUAUAACAGUUUUCCUUUGACUAAAAUUCAGAGCUCUAAAAGAAGUAAAUAACUGCUAUUUGUUUUGCUUAUUGUAGAAAAUAGUUUUACCAUUUUAAGACGACUGGUAGGAUUGGAGUGAGGGUUUUGUUCUGCAUUAAUUUAAUGCAUGUGGUAGAAGAUGUAGCAACCAUCUUGACAUGCAAAAGAAUGAAUCGCUUCCCAUAUAUGUUAGUUUUAUUGUACAGUGCUUUCUCUAAAUAUAUGCAUUUCUUUGGUUGUCACGUUUAUGUAUUCCGGAGCAGACAGACUUAAGUGGGUUGAUGACUAGCUAAACCCUACAGCUCCUAAGAGAAACAUAAAAUGUAGUUAGUACCUGUGCUCUUGGUUUGUUAAAAUCUAAGCUUGAUGGUGCUGUACCACGGUCCAAAGAAAAUACCUUUAAGUAGCCUACCUUACUCCUUAGAGCUUGCUUAUUUUGCUUUUGUAUAUUUAAUAAAAACAGUCUCAACUA